Teleopsis dalmanni is the source of this 1361-nucleotide messenger RNA. Its product is annotated as protein arginine methyltransferase NDUFAF7 homolog, mitochondrial-like. Gene Ontology annotation, molecular function: protein-arginine omega-N symmetric methyltransferase activity. The coding region runs from base 65 to 1327 and encodes 420 amino acids. The record is from RefSeq and is a predicted model, not a curated record. Gene Ontology annotation, cellular component: mitochondrion. Gene Ontology annotation, biological process: mitochondrial respiratory chain complex I assembly. NCBI's taxonomy places the organism in Eukaryota, Metazoa, Arthropoda, Insecta, Diptera, Diopsidae. The transcript is spliced from 4 exons.
UGCCAAUUUUCUUUAGGACCUACCAACAUCGUUACUAUCUUGGCGCGGCUGAAAAUUAUUAAAUAUGUUGUUAAAUGUGGCGAUUAGACGAUCUUAUUGUUACAGGCCCGUUAAACGUUGGAAAAUAUUCAAAGAUUUGAAUGAAGACAGCACAAAAAAAGGGGAAGUUGCAAUUAAUUUAGCUAAACAUAUAAGAAACAGGAUAAUAGCUACUGGACCAAUCACAGUGGCGCAAUAUAUGACUGAAGUAUUAACACAUCCAACAGCCGGUUAUUACAUGAAUCGGGAUGUGUUUGGACUUUCUGGUGAUUUUAUUACUUCCCCAGAAAUAAGUCAAAUAUUUGGCGAACUUGUAGCUGUUUGGAUAGUUAAUGAGUGGGUUAAAUUAGGUAGUCCACAACCAUUUCAACUUAUUGAACUUGGUCCCGGCAGAGGGACUCUUAUUAAAGAUAUCUUACGAGUGCUGACACAAUUGAAAUUAAGUGAAAAGUUAUCACUACAUCUUGUAGAGAUUAGUGAAUUCUUAAGUCAGUUACAAGCACAAAGCAUUUGUUUUGAAUUUGAGAAACUAAAUGAUUGUACUCUGCCAUACUAUCAAAUUGGUAAAUCUGAGAGUGGUUGCGCAGUUUAUUGGUACAAACGAUUAGAAGAUAUACCACAAGAUUUUGCAAUUAUUUUGGCACACGAGUUUUUCGAUGCGAUGCCAGUACACAAAUUGAAAUUAAUGGCGGGUAUAUGGAAAGAAGUUCUUAUCAAUAUAUCUGAAGACAAACUUGAAAAUUUUAAAUUUGUUUUAUCAAAUUCUCCGACUCCAAUAUCGCAACUGUUUAAACCUCUUCCUGAGGAAACACGAACUUCCUUAGAAUAUUCGUUAGAGUCUGAUAGGAUAGUACGUAUUAUUGCUGAACGUUUACAAUGUUACGGUGGAGUGGCAUUAAUUGUAGAUUACGGUCAUUUCGGGGAAAAAGUGGACACACUUAGGGCUUUUAAAAGACAUAAAUUGCAUAACUUUUUACAAGAUCCCGGUACUGCAGACCUUACUGCUGAUGUGGAUUUCAGGCAGUUAAAACGUGUUGCAGAGGAGAAUGGCAUGGUGGUUUGCUAUGGUCCAAUUGAACAAGCACAAUUCUUAAUGAAAAUGAACGGCAACCUUCGGUUACAGCAAUUAUUAAAAAAUGCUCCACCAGGAUCAAGAGAGCUUAUUAAUUCAGGCUAUGCUAUGCUAACAAAGUCGGAUGAAAUGGGUCAACGUUAUAAAUUUAUAGCAAUGUUUCCGUCAGUACUCAGAAACCAUCUUAAUAAAUAUCCGCCAAUCGGGUUCGAUUAACAGAUAUGAUUACUUAGUUACUAUCCUUAAAAAU